AUGAAGAGAAAUAGUAUUGAAUUACAAACGAAUCCAUCGUUGGUUAUUCUGAUGGCAGAGUUUGAAAAAGAGGGACUUCGUAUGAGUAAGCGUAUCUCAAAGUCGAAUCAGGGAUCGACUGCAGGGACACCAUUGUCUUUAACACCGCCAUUACAUUCGACACAACAACAACAACAACAUCUUCAUAUACCAGGUGGUACCACUCUACAUUCGCCACUCUCAAUGUCAUCAUCAUUGAUAGCACCACAGACAUCACCGUGGAUUCUUGGAUAUGCACUGGACGACAUGUCUCGUUUCGCCGAUGAAAUAGCAGUGCUGCCACAUUCGCUCGUUCCACUGCAUCCGUUCAUCGAUUCACAAUCACUCCAACUGAUAAUUCACUACUUCCAACCACUCAUCAUAAAGAAUAUACAGAAUCACAAUCAACAUACACAUCACAGAAGUAAUAGUACGAACGGCAGUACAGGCAGUGCAAACAACAGUCCAAAUAUCAAUUUCAACAUGGAGAAACUCACUAUUAUGCUUACAAGGUCAAUCAGUAGUUUCUCAAACAAACAUCAGCUACUGAGUAGACUUCAAUUGAAUCGUGAACAACUGGUAUGGAUUAUCUAUUUGAUGACCGAGCAUUUCUACCAUCGUUUCGAUAGCGGCAAUCCGAAUGGUGGUACUCAUUUGUCGGAACUCUCUAUUUCUGCAUCUUCUACUUUUAAUUCACUGUCGGCAUCUCCACUCAAUUUAGAAUCACCAUUACCACCAUUACAAUUGCAACAACAUUCACAAUCUCAACAACAAUCUCAACAACAUACACGUAAAACACAUUAUGAAAUAAUUAAUAGUUUACUGCCUAUUCAAUCACCAUUCAUAAGCGACGACGAUUACUCUGCCAUUCUCAAACCAACCGAGAAUUACAAUGAUAUUUCACAUAGUUUCUCUGAUAUUUCGAAAGCACUUGGUCAUCUACUUGAUUGGCUAGCCGAAUUGUUUGGAUUAUCCAAUGGAAACAGCAACAGCAACAACAGUAACACAACAACAACAACAAUUUCAACAUCUGCAUCAACAUCAUCUUCUACUUUAUCAGUAAACAAUAAUGGUGCUGGUGGAUCGUCAACGAAGCACAGAAGAACAAACAGUACAAUGACACCAUCUAGUUCAGUGGAUGCUCAACUGGCGGCAUACAACAGCUCAAUGACAGAGAUUCUCUCGAAACUCUUGUUGCGCGUAUAUAAUUUAGUGAAAGUAGGUGCUGUCGUACCUGUACAUCUGAGUGACGGUGUUAAAUUCCAUGGAUUCCUUCCAAUUCCUCAUCAUCUAAUCAAUUCAAUCGUUCACAAAUCAAAUGUUUCCGACCCGUAUUCAAGUAGUAUGAAUUGGUUCGAUAUUGCAUGUAGACAGCAACAACAACAAGUACAAGUUCAACAACAGGAUUUAGUUGCAGUAUUAAAACGUAGAUUAUUUAGAGAUUCACCAAUACACUUGGGUGAUGUUGAGAUCAUUACUGCUUCAGACUUUGCUCAGAGAGAACAACCAACAGCUACAGGACAACGUGCAAUCGAUAUAAGCGAGGAUUACUUUGAUCAGGAUUUAGAUUGCAAUUACGAUUUGAUUCCAAAUGAGGAUUUAAUGUUGUUCUAUGGUUACACUUUGGAUGACUAUGAUUAUAUUUGUUUGGAAUUCCCGGUGUACAAGACCGCAGAACAGUUGGAGCGUGACUUCCCCGACAAGGAUGAACUGGCGCGUGAGCAGCUGUUGGCCGCUGCCAAACUAAAGAUUCUUGGUGAGUUGGGAAUUGGAAUGUCGGCAUUCAAGACGCCUGGAAUCUACUGCGAGAUGAUCACACGUGACAAACCACUCGGUAUCAAUCUUCUAGAUGUCAGUCGUGUCGCCAAACUCCGUGAGUUCGAAGCGUAUUUCUACGAGCCUGGCCAGUGUGAAACAAUGAUUACCUAUCGUAAUGAACUGGAGGUUCUUGUCUACCAGAGUCAGAUACUCCAUCGCAUUCUAGACAGCAUUACCUCGCGUCUCAAAGCAAUGUUUCUGAGUGUAAGUUCCGAGUCGAACAUCCAGUUGCCAACGGAGCUGGAGCGUUACUACAAGAAUCAUCAGUCGAUUGUCGAGCGAUCACUCCAACAGCUGGCACAUCAAAAGAGUAAUCUAUGCAAGCCUGCCAAUCGUAUUACCAAUGGAUUCAUUCGUCCAUCGGAUGCAGUCUAUCGAAAGUUUGAGAAAUGGCUGGCUAGCGACGGUGUUCAAUGUCCGAAACUUCAAAUCGCCAACUUCCAGGAUAGUACAGGUCGUGGUAUUGUCACCACCAAAAAAGUCGAAGAAAAUGAAGUCAUCAUUAAAGUACCACGUAAAUUCCUUAUCAACGUUCAAGUUGCACGCGAACAUCCUAUACUCGGUCGAAUAUUCGAGGAAUUCUCUGGUCUCAACGACGAUACCAUCCUAUUCCUAUUCGUCAUCUACGAAAAAGAGAAUCCAAAUUCUUUCUGGAGACCAUUCUUUGAUACAUUACCAUCUUAUUUCCCAACAUCCAUUCAUUAUACUUCAACGGAAUUGUUAGAGUUGGAAGGUACAAAUUUAUUUGCAGAAACACUACAGGUUAAAGAGCAUCUUCAAUCGAUUAGAGAUAUGUUGUUCCCAGAGUUGUCAGAGCAAUAUCCAACGAUAUUCCCAGAGUCGUUGUUCAGUUGGGAGAACUUUUUGUGGGCGCGUUCCCUGUUUGACAGUCGUGCCAUUCAGUUGAAGAUCGACGAUAAGAUUACCAAUUGUUUGGUACCGAUGGCCGAUAUGAUCAAUCAUCAUCACAACGCCCAGAUAUCACAGCGAUUCUUUGACCAGACCGACCAGUGUUUCAAGAUGGUGUCGUGUUGUUCCGUCCCGCCAAACGCCCAGAUAUUCCUACACUACGGUGCACUUCAGAAUCGUGAGUUGGCACUCUACUAUGGAUUCGUAAUCCAAGAUAAUCCGUAUGAUAGUAUGUUGAUUGGAUUCGAUCUGCCAGACGAAGAUACACCGGAGAUCACCAAGAGCAAGCAAGAUCUACUCGCUGCCAAUCUGCUGUCGAUCGAUACACACUACCUCAGAAAGAGCAAUAUUCCACCCAAGGUUUUGGCAGCUCUGAGAGUGGCGUUGAUGACACCGGAAGAGUGUAAUCCAUACGUCGACAUCUGGAAUCCUAUCACUCGUAGAAACGAGGAGUCGAUGCUGCACACUCUCUACUCGACGGUAUUGAUGUUUUUGAAACAAUUCUCGUCGUCGUGGGAAGAAGACAAACAGCUAUGCGAACAAGUCACCUCCAGACAGAAAUCACUACUCUCAAAGAUUACCAAUAGUAAAGAAAGAGUGGAUCGUAGCGGUAGUAGUGGCGGUAGCAGUGGCGCCAGCGGUAACCAUCAAGAAAAUGAUGAUGAUGAUGAUCAACAUGAAGAUGACGAUGAUGCUAAUGAACAGCAAGAGGAUGAUGAUGAGCAACAAUCAUCGGAACAAAUGAAGAUUGUACUCCAAUACAGAAUUGAACAGAAGCAGAUAUUGACUGGUACUCUUCAGAAGAUCAUUGAACGUAUGACAGAAAUGGGUAUCGAGAUUCCAAAAUCACCAAGUGAAUAUUCUGACGAUGAACAAGAUUAUAACGAGGAUGAUCAAGAUGAUGAAGAUGAAGAUGAUGAUGAUGAGCAAUACUUUAGUGAUAGUGAGGAUACAAACUAA
Heterostelium album PN500 is the source of this 3705-nucleotide messenger RNA. Its product is annotated as SET domain-containing histone-lysine N-methyltransferase. Lineage: Eukaryota; Evosea; Eumycetozoa; Acytosteliales; Acytosteliaceae. Gene Ontology annotation, biological process: peptidyl-lysine monomethylation. Gene Ontology annotation, molecular function: protein binding; protein-lysine N-methyltransferase activity. Gene Ontology annotation, cellular component: nucleus. The coding region runs from base 1 to 3705 and encodes 1234 amino acids. The record is from RefSeq and is a predicted model, not a curated record. The transcript is spliced from 3 exons.